Molecule: messenger RNA, 3687 nt
Organism: Eimeria necatrix
Lineage: Eukaryota; Apicomplexa; Conoidasida; Eucoccidiorida; Eimeriidae
Exons: 14
Coding region: 1-3687 (1228 amino acids)
Source: RefSeq, a predicted model, not a curated record
AUGGACCGCGCAGUGGAUGAGGAACAACAAAUGCAUAGGUCUUAUGCAGCAAACCAGCCCGCAGCGGGCCUUCGUGCUGAUUUUCCUGGCCGGAAGGUGGUUGCAUCGGAAGGUGCCGAAGCAACACCAGCAACUGCAAUAGCAACAGAUCAGCAAUGCAAUAAGGAGGCCUUGCUGCGCGACCGGCGUCAGCAGCAGGCAUUGUUGACGCCGUUUUCAGGAGACCCCAAAUGUCCUCUGCUGCGAGACGUGCAGCAGCAGGAGCUAGUUCGCCAGCAUACCUUCGAUGAUACAAUUAGGCUAAAACAGCCCUCAGCGGGUGCUCUGUCGCUCUUUACGCGCUCCUCGUCUGACAGCCAACACCCAGUCACAAACUCAGAAGACCGGUGGAGACAGUUAUCUCUCUCACGGACAGAAGAGGAGCUCUUUGCCGCUGGCUUGAACACAAUGGAGGACCUCAGCCCUGAGCAGGCGGCGAGAAUUUCGGCAGAGUUGCGCGCGCAUGCUAGGAAACAGCAGCAGCAGCAGGUGCAUAUUAGCGGAGCUAUAAAAUCUGCUGCACCUGCGGAGCUCCAUCCUCUGCAAGCAGAUGCCCAAGUUGCUGCUGCUAUCGCUCCUGGGAAGGUGCCUACUGACGACCACUCUGCCCUCAGGGAGCUGCGUUCGGGCCAUCUGCAUGGGGAAACAUCAGAUGAAGAGAUUGUUUCCGCGGCACCUGCAGCAAAUCUACAGUGUAGGACUACCCGACAGCAAAAGCUUGCGGAACCCCAUCAGCACCGUCAACAGGAGCAGCAGCAGCAGCAUGAGCAUCGAACACAGCAGCGCGAGCAGCCGGAUGAACCGCAUCAUGAAAUUGAGUCUGAGGAGCAGAAGUGCGAACGUAUUGCGGCUUCGAUUCGUUUCCAGGCAGAAGCAGACCUCAGCAAACGUCGGGAGGAGAUGGCUGCUUUGCGGGAAGAUGCCGAGCGUCAGCUAUUGUCUCUACAGUUGCUGCCACCACCACAGGAGCGUUUGUCCUCGCUUCCUGCCUCGCUGAGAGAGUCUCUCUUCGGGGUAUUUGUUUGUCUCUGCCUGCGCCAUAUUGAGGAGUGCGAUGAGGAUUUUCGGGGCGAGAUAACGGAGUGGGCUCUGGGUUUGCUUAAUGCACUGGCUUCACCAAACUUGCUGCACUUAGGGGCGCACAUCGCGAACUGCCUUAGCAAACCGAUUGCUUGGAGGGAACAACUGCAAAAGGAUGGGGUUCGGGCGAGCGAUAUUGUCACAAUGGACCCUCUAAUACACAAAUUGGAGGCCUUCUUUGUUGAGAAACAAGCAGAGACGGACGAGCUUUUCCGCAGCGUACAGAGGCGCCUGAAGGCCAACCGGUCCGACUCGCCGGUCGAAGAGGCACUCACGGACAUACCACAAUCAUCCAGCAGCAGCAGCAGCAGCAGCAGUUAUAGGGAUGGAAAAAGCAGCAGCAGCAGCGUCCGCGCCACCACGCAUGGUGAGGCUACUUCGGAAGCCAUGCACAGACCGUCGGCAUUUGGUGAGAGCACUGCUCCUGCUAAGUUGGAGGAGCUGCAGAAGCAAGAGCAGAAGCUGCGCGAGCCGCGGGAUGUUCCUGUAGAUGCUAGAGACAGCAGAUUGCGCGCACUUUUGAAGCCACCCUGUAAGCUUCCUGUUGGGGUGGAUGAAGAGCACCAGCAGCGGAAGCAUGAACACGGGAAUGAUCAUGCACAGCAAGAGCUUGACCUGCCAAUUAGGGCGUUUGUUGCAGGUGACCACACGGACUUGCCCCUGGAGAGCCGCUGUUGUGGGAGCAGACAUCCAGCCGUUGAAAGUGAGGCAGUUCCUCAGGGAGAGAGUGACGACAGAAAACAGCCGGAGGUGAGAGCUGGGCGUGCAGAGCGGGUGCCUGAUGAAGCAAAGAACGAAGGCUUGCACGCUGCGGAAGUUCCAUUGCAAGGUACUGCCGUCGCAGCAACACAGCAGCGGCAAGGGCAUUGGGAGGCCCUGAACUGCACGGGGAAGCAGAGCGCUGACUCUCCGCAGGAGUGCCUGCAGCAUGAGCCCCUUCCACAUAAAGAAGAAGAGGAGGAACAGCAUCAUUACGAGGCCGUACGACCGGGACAGCAGCAGCAGCAGGACACACUACCACAUGAAGAGCAGGAACACCGCUUUCAGGAGGAGCAAUUGCAGCAAGGCAGGCAGCGGCAGAAGGCUCUUUCAGGCAGGGUUUCGGACAGCGAUAGCUGUACGCGAGAGGAAGACAGAAAGAUUAAGCCGUCGGAACUGCAACUUUCUCAGGGUGACCGCAAAGCUGAUGCCGCUUACGUGGGGCCACAAUUCAAAGGGAGACAGGAAGAGCAGCAGCAGAGGCACGAACACAGUCACCAGCUAGAGACCUCUUCGUCAGAGGAUGAAAGGGACGCUUUUGAAGGAGGAACAGGGCCCGCGCUCUCCAUGUGGGUCUCGGAGCCCCCUGACUACCGCGUCGUCUUUCUAAGGGAUUUAACAACAGCCCUCGUCACCAAUGGCACAUUUGAUGCCAGAAUUCAAAUGCUUCUGGACAGAUUGGCGGCUGAACUUCGCAUCAAUCCUCUGUUGCUUAUUCGCAUUCAAGAGAACCUCGCGGCUGACCUCUUGUCUAUCCUCCAGGCAAACACGAAGGAAGGUUCAAAGCAGAAGACGUGGAGGCGCCUCAAGAUAGCUGGCGCUGCGGUUGGCGGCGGAGUGUUACUUGCUCUCACUGCGGGGCUGGCGGCCCCCGGAAUUGCUGCUGCGGUUGCUUCUUUGGGGUCUCUUCCCCUCUCCGCUUUUUUAGCAUCAGCAGGGGGUAUGGCAGCCCUCGUCUCCAUCUUUGGAGCUGGUGGGGCGGGCCUAACGGGAUGGAAGUACAGUCGCCGUAUAGCCAACAUAAAAAUAUUUGAAUUUUUAAUGCUCAACGGCAGAAGUCCUUCAUCUCUCAGAGUCGGCAUCGGCGUUAGUGGUUACCUUAGAGACGACGACGAUGUUACACUUCCCUGGGUUUGCUCUUUCCCGAACCCGAGGUGUGAUCUGCAUGCACUCAAAUGGGAGCCCCACGUACUAAAGGCCUUGGGAGGCAUGGUCAUAAAGAUGGUCUCACAGGACUUUGCAGUGAGCGCUUCGAAGUUUUACUUGCAGUACACCGUCCUGGGCGGCUUGACGUUUGCGCUUUUUUGGCCCAUAGCACUCAUUCAAUACGCUGCAGGCCUCGACAACACCUGGAUGCUUUGUCGGGAGAGGGCACAGCAGGCCGGCAACAUUCUUGCAGAUGCGGUAUCAGACAAGGCCGCAGUGGGGCAGAGGCCUGUCACUCUUGCCGGGUACAGCAUGGGGGCAAGGGUCAUUUUUUACUGUCUUCAAGCACUUUGGAAGAAGCGGAAGUUCCACUGCGUCCACGAUGUGGUGCUGAUGGGUCUGCCGGCAUCGAUGAAUGCGGCCCAGUGGAGACAGGCACGACAGGUUACUUCUGGGAGACUGGUUAACGUCUACUGUAGAACUGACUGGCUGCUCGCUUUUCUUUACAGGUGGAUGGAGUUCAGACUCCAGGUUGCAGGCCUCGCCCCAGUAACAUCUGUGCCAGGUGUAGAAAACGUGGAUGUUACAGGGCUCGUAAAAAGCCACGCAAAUUACCCGGAGAAGGUGCCGCAGAUCAUGUCUUUCAUAUCUAUUGAAAUGUAG